Molecule: messenger RNA, 90 nt
Organism: Thelazia callipaeda (thelaziosis nematode)
Lineage: Eukaryota; Metazoa; Nematoda; Chromadorea; Rhabditida; Thelaziidae
Source: the annotation of a GenBank genome assembly
AUGAUAUGGGCCGGUACCUUCCGUAUUCCAGAUUCUCCAGGUCGUACGGCUUCAAAUCGCCCGCCUUUCUUACUAGUGUACUCUCUGACA